This is a messenger RNA of Oryzias latipes (Japanese medaka), 2445 nucleotides long. Lineage: Eukaryota; Metazoa; Chordata; Actinopteri; Beloniformes; Adrianichthyidae. The record is from RefSeq and is a predicted model, not a curated record.
UUUACAUCAUGGCAAUCAAGUAGUGAAUCUUUAAAUAUACCUUGAGUUUCCCAUGAGAAACAUCUUAAAGUUGCGGAUAGAAAGUCAAAAACUUUUGAUUAAUUGUGUUCUAAGAUUAAAUCUUUAAAACUGACAGACGAUCUGAAGAAGAACAGACUGAAAGAAAAAAUGUCAAGAAAAGGAAAUAAACAAACUGAAGCCGUGGAGUUGAGGGUAGGCAGUGAGUUGGUUGGAAGUAAGGGGGUCUAUAUAGUUAAAGAAUUCCUGGGAGAAGGAGGUUUUGGAAAAGUGGCUAAAUGUAGUAAAUUGUGGAGUCUGGAAUAUUACGCUGUUAAAAUCAUGAAAAUAUCCAGAGAAGGACAGAAAGAGUUUGAAACGAUGAAACUGAUCCAAGACCUGGAUCCUGAUGAGAACCACUUGAUUAAGAUGUACGAAUGCUUCACUUAUAGAAAAAUGACUUGCAUAGUGUACGAGCUCUUGGAGGUCAAUUUUCAUGAUUCCUUGAUGAAUGAGCAGCAGCUGGUCCCUUUGUGUUAUAUCAGAGUCAUUGCUCAGCAGUUGCUCAAGGCUCUCAAAGCACUCAAAAGUAUCGGUGUGGCACACUGCGACAUAAAAUUAGACAACAUUAUGUUUAAGGAUCUAGAUGACAUGAAUGUAAAACUCAUAGACUUUGGUCUGGCUGUAGAGACAAAUGAAAUUUUAACCGGAACCAAAAUGCAAGUAACUCAAUUCAGAGCUCCUGAAGUUAUCCUGGGUCUCCCUUUAGAUGAAAGUGUUGACAUGUGGGCUCUUGGCAUGGUGUUGGCCUGUGUUUACUGUGGAUAUUAUCUCUUUCUAUCAAGUACCGAAUACGAAACAAUACGAGCUAUGGUGCACAUAUUUGGUUUACCAGAAGCUGACGUUCUCCACAGGGCAAACUACAAAGAUGCCUUUUUCACUAGGGACAACGGUGACUGGAGACUAUGCACACCAGAAGAAUACACCGAAAUAACUGGGAAUAGAGUGAGAUACAUGAAUCCUGUGAUAGAUUUUGAUGCUAUGACUGAUAAACAUCGGAACAUGUACGAAAUGCACGAUGAUGACGACCACAAAGCUUUCAUUGACCUUCUCAAGCGCAUGCUGGAAGUCAAUCCUCAACGCAGAAUCACGCCGAGUCAAGCCCUCGAACACGACUUCAUCACCAUGAAGCACCUUGCAGGAAAAAGUAAGGCAGCGUAUGCUGCUGGAUGUGAAGGCGUCAUGGGAAAGACCCCACCGUCAGACGCCCAAGUAAAUCCCUCAGCACCUUCUAGUUCAAGCAUGAGUGGAUCCUCUAACCGAUGCCUGAAAUCAUCAAUGUCAGAAGAUGAAAUUGUAGACGUGAGGGAAGUUCCUUCUGCUGGAAGUGCAGAUGAACAAUCAAGUGACUCCAGCCUUAACAGCUCUGACUCCUGUGAGAAACCCGCGUUCCAGGAAAAUUUGGAAAAACCGGAAGAUCUGCAGACAGACAAAGACAAGGCAAAAAUAUCAAGAAAAGGAAAUAAAAAAACGGAAGCCCUUGAGCUGAUGGUAGGACAUUAUUUGGUGGGAAAUCAGGGGAUCUAUAAAGUUCAGGAAUUCCUGGGAGAAGGAGGUUUUGGAAAAGUGGCUAGGUGUACUAAAUUGGGAAGUCCGGAAAUAUAUGCAAUUAAAAUAAUAACAAAUGUCCAAGAAGGCAAGGAAGAGUUUGAAUCCAUGAAACUAAUCCAAGUUCUGGAUCCCGAUGAGAACCACUUGAUGAAGAUGUAUGAGUGUUUCUCAUUUCAAAAUGUGAUUUGCUUGGUGUACGAGAUCCUGGAAGAAAGCUUAGAAGAUUUCUUGAUCAAAAAUGAAUGCAAAGCCACACCUCUGACUUAUGUCAGAGCUCUUGCUCAGCAGAUGUUUCAGGCUCUGAAAGCGCUCAAAAGUAUCGGUGUGGUUCACUGUGACAUAAAAUUGGACAACAUCAUGUUUGCGGAUAAAAAUUCCUUGAAAUUCAAACUCAUAGACUUUGGUCUAGCGGUAGAGUCAAAGGAACUUCCAAUCGGAACCGAAAUCCAAAUGACUGAGAUUCAUCGAAAGCAGUUUGACAUGUACGAUGAUGACGACCACAAAGCUUUCAUUGACCUUCUCAAGCGCAUGCUGGAAGUCAAUCCUCAAUGCAGAAUCACGCCGAGUCAAGCCCUCGAACACGACUUCAUCACCAUGAAGCACCUUGCAGGAAAAAAGUGCUGUCAAGAUGAAGAGGUCAUAGGAGACAGGCAGCUGGGACGAAAGAAAAGAAACCUCUCCAGUUACAUUCUCACGCCACGAGAGUCACCUGAGUUCACCAUCUCAAGCAGCAGCAGCAGCAGCAGCCUCAGCCUUCCACCGCUGACGUUUCUUGCCACUCACCCCUGUGACCCACAGGACAAGCAGGAAGACGGUGAGCCAAAGGAGCUGAUCUAA